This is a messenger RNA of Zea mays, 5502 nucleotides long. RefSeq lists its product as uncharacterized. Gene Ontology annotation, molecular function: ATP hydrolysis activity; ATP binding; ABC-type transporter activity. Gene Ontology annotation, biological process: transmembrane transport. The record is from RefSeq and is a predicted model, not a curated record. The transcript has 12 exons. Gene Ontology annotation, cellular component: plasma membrane. Bases 1375 to 5067 code for a protein of 1230 amino acids. NCBI's taxonomy places the organism in Eukaryota, Viridiplantae, Streptophyta, Magnoliopsida, Poales, Poaceae.
CGGUGCCCACGAGACCUUUCCGCACCAAUCCCGCCCGUCUAAUUCCAACGUCGCGCGAAAUUUUUUCCACUCGCCAAACUCUCCCCUUCUCGCUGUCAAAACUGGCCCACCGAUGCCGUACGCGCCUACGCCCCCAUACCACCCGCCACCGCCAAGUAGGCCCGGCGCCACACACGCCAACCUCGCUUUACACCAAACACCAGGCAGAAAGGGCCACCGCCAUGUGGGCCCCGCCCAUCACACCGCAAUCACACGCACGGGUCCCCUCUUCCUCACCUUUCGGUCUUUCCUACCCGCACACCAGAAGCGAAGGAAAGCCCACAACUGACUGAGGCGCACACCAUCCCCACCGCCGGCGCCCGCCCCGCCUCUUCGCCGGCGACGAGCCGCCGCCGAGGAGCUCAGCGUGGAGGGGCUUCCUCGCGUGUGGGAGAAGCUGCCGUUUUUUUUCCUGAGCGGGUCGUCGUUGCCGUGUGCCGCCGAGAUUAGAGUUUUUCAAAGGGUGUCUCCUUCGCGGCACUGGCCUCCUCGAGUUAGUUUAUUUGGAGACAGCUCGAGGCUCGCUUCGGAAGCGACCCGGUCGCCGCCGCCGCCGCCGCCAUCGGCCGUCUCUCCCCGUAGUCGCCGUCUCGGGGCUGGCUGUGGUGAUGAGCUCCGUCGGAUCCUAGGGUUUUUGAAUUCUGAGUUUCUGACGGCUUCGUCGAGCUGCGCAAGGCGUCAAGAAGGAGAUGGUGCCGGGUGGGUUGUUCGGGUGGGCGUCGCCCCAUGUACAGCCGCUCACACCCGUAUCGGAGGUCUCCGAGCCGCCGGAGUCGCCCUCGCCGUACGGGGACGGGCCGGCGGGGGAUGCCGGCGUGGGGGCAAGGGAGGGGGAAGGCGCUGGCGCCGGAGAGGAGGAGGUGGAGGACGACGAGGUCGAGCCGCCGCCCGCGGCGGUGUCCUUCUGGAGGCUUUUCGAGUUCGCCGAUGGGGUCGACUGGGCCCUUAUGGCUGCUGGGGCGCUUGCUGCUGCUGCGCAUGGCGCGGCGCUCGUUGUGUACCUUCACUAUUUCGGGAGGGCCCUGAAUUUGCUCGACUCUGAGCGGGUUGGGUCGUCUCUCUAUGGACGCAGCGAUGAGCUGCUCAGCCGGUUUAAGGAGGUGGAGAUAAAAUUAUGGGGAUAUGGCAACUUCAUCUGUGACAAGAGGGGCUGAAAAAAACAGGACUUAUGGGUCUCAUCUCCUCAGGGGGUAACAACAUGCCUUGUAUAUUGUCUUUAUAGCUGCUGGUGUUUUCGUCGCAGGAUGGAUAGAGGUAUCAUGCUGGAUUCUCACUGGGGAACGCCAGACUGCUGUCAUCAGAUCAAAAUACGUUCAUGUUUUGCUAAAUCAAGACAUGAGUUUUUUUGAUACAUAUGGUAACAACGGAGAUAUUGUUAGUCAAGUGCUCAGUGAUGUAUUGCUCAUUCAGUCAGCUAUAAGCGAGAAAGUGGGGAACUACAUACAUAAUAUGGCUACAUUUGUUGGUGGUCUCAUUGUUGGCCUUCUGAAUUGUUGGCAAAUAGCACUUCUAACUCUUGCCACUGGACCCUUGAUUGUUGCAGCUGGAGGAAUAUCUAACAUAUUCCUUCAUAGACUGGCUGAAAACAUUCAAGAUGCAUAUUCCGAAGCGGCUAGUAUUGGUGAACAGGCCAUCUCAUACAUCCGGACACUGUAUGCUUUUACAAAUGAAACUCUUGCAAAGUACUCCUAUGCUACCUCACUUCAAGCCACACUUAGAUAUGGAAUUUUGAUUAGCCUUGUCCAAGGAAUUGGUCUUGGCUUUACAUAUGGACUCGCCAUUUGCUCUUGUGCUUUGCAACUUUGGGUUGGAAGACAUCUGAUCCAUCGUGGAAAAGCUGAUGGUGGUGAAGUUGUGGUAGCUUUAUUCUCUGUAAUUCUGAGCGGCCUUGGUUUGAAUCAAGCAGCUACAAACUUCUAUUCAUUCGACCAAGGGCGCAUUGCUGCUUAUAGACUAUAUGAGAUGAUUAGUCGUUCAACUUCCAGCACCAAUCAAGAAGGGACAACCUUACCCCAGGUGCAAGGGAAUAUUGAGUUUCGAAAUGUGUACUUUAGCUACCUGUCUCGUCCUGAAAUCCCAAUAUUAAGUGGUUUCUUCCUCACUGUACCGGCGAGAAAAACUGUGGCACUUGUUGGUAGAAAUGGCUCGGGGAAAAGCAGUAUAAUUCCUCUGAUGGAGAGAUUCUAUGACCCAACAUUAGGUGAAGUUCUUUUGGAUGGGGAAAACAUAAAAAAUUUGAAAGUAGAAUGGUUAAGAAGCCAAAUUGGUCUGGUGACACAAGAACCAGCCUUAUUGAGUUUGAGCAUUCGGGAAAAUAUUGCUUAUGGAAGAUCUGCUACCUUUGAUCAGAUAGAAGAGGCAGCAAAAACAGCCCAUGCCCAUGGGUUCAUCAGUUCACUUGAAAAGGGGUACGAAACCCAGGUUGGUCGAGCUGGUCUAGCACUCACUGAUGAACAGAAAAUCAAAAUUUCUAUUGCUCGUGCUGUGCUUUCGAAUCCAUCCAUUCUUUUGCUUGAUGAGGUCACCGGAGGACUUGAUUUUGAAGCUGAGAAGGCUGUACAAGAAGCAUUAGAUGUUCUGAUGUUGGGAAGGUCAACCAUUAUAAUUGCUAGACGUCUUUGCCUCAUUAAAAAUGCUGAUUAUAUAGCUGUAAUGGAGGAGGGCCAUCUUGUUGAAAUGGGGACACAUGAUGAACUUCUAAACUUGGAUGGCCUUUAUGCUGAACUUUUAAGGUGUGAGGAAGCAACAAAACUUCCCAAAAGGAUGCCUACCAAGAACAGCAGGGAACAUAAGUCGCUCCAAUCUGAGGAUGCAUUGGUGAGCCAAUACUUUCAAGAAUCCUCCUCUCCUAAGAUGGCAAAAUCACCAUCACUACAAAGGACACAUGGUAUGCUUCAAUUUUGGCGAUCAGAUGCCAACAGAAACUCUCAUGAUUCACCAAAGGAUCUAAGUCCACCUUCUGAACAAACUAUGGACAAUGGAAUACCUAUGGUUGCAAUUGAAACUGAAAGGACACCGUCCAUUAAGAGACAGAAUAGUUUUGAAAUGAAAUUACCUGAUCUUCCUAAAGUUGAUGUACAUCCUAUACAGCGGCAGUCAUCUAAGAAUUCAGAACCUGACUCACCCAUAUCUCCUCUUUUGACUUCUGAUCCUAAGAACGAGCGGUCACAUUCACAAACUUUUAGCAGACCGCAGAGUGAACAAGAUGAUACGAGUUCUGAACGUAGUGAACUGGAUGAGGUUCAGCACCAGAAACCUCCAUCUUUUUGGCGUCUUGCAACACUUAGUAUCGCUGAAUGGCCUUAUGCUCUUUUAGGUACAAUUGGUGCUGCUAUAUUUGGCUCAUUUAAUCCACUGCUUGCUUACACAAUAGCACUUAUAGUGUCAGCAUACUAUCAGAUAGAAAUCCGUGAUAUGCGCCAUGAAGUGAACAGAUGGUGUUUAUUCAUAGUGGGCAUGGGUGUUAUUACAGUGCUAGUCAACUGGCUGCAACAUUUCUAUUUUGGAAUAAUGGGGGAGAAAAUGACUGAGCGCAUAAGAAGGAUGAUGUUCUCAGCAAUGCUACGCAAUGAAGUUGGAUGGUUUGACAAAGAUGAAAACAAUGCUGAUACACUGUCCAUGCGCCUCGCAAAUGAUGCUACAUUUGUCCGUGCUGCGUUCAGUAACCGGCUUUCCAUAUUUAUACAAGAUACUGCUGCAGUAUCUGUGGCUCUCCUUAUUGGAAUGUUGUUGGGAUGGCGGGUGGCACUUGUUGCACUUGCAACUUUGCCAGUCCUUGUCAUAUCUGCUAUUGCACAGAAAUUGUGGCUUGCUGGUUUCUCAAAAGGAAUCCAGGAAAUGCAUAGAAAGGCUUCGUUAGUACUUGAAGAUGCAGUCCGGAACAUAUACACUGUAGUAGCAUUCUGUGCUGGCGAUAAGAUCAUGGAACUCUACAGACUACAUCUUGGGAAGAUACUAAAACAAAGUCUUGUGCAAGGAUUGGCUAUAGGCUUUGGUUUUGGUCUCUCCCAGUUCCUCCUUUUUGCCUGCAAUGCCUUGCUUCUUUGGUACACUGCAAUUUCAGUUGACCGACAACGUCUGACAAUAGCCACAGGACUAAAAGAGUACAUUCUGUUUUCGUUUGCAUCAUUCGCGUUGGUGGAGCCAUUUGGACUGGCACCUUACAUUCUUAAAAGGAGAAAAUCUCUUACGUCAGUCUUUGAAAUUAUUGACCGGGAGCCAAAAAUUGAUCCUGAUGAUACCACCGGCUUGAAACCACCCAAUGUCUACGGAAGCAUUGAAUUCAAGAGUGUUGAUUUUUCUUAUCCUGUUCGCCCUGACAUUCUUGUCUUGAGUAAUUUUAAUCUUAAAGUGAGUGGUGGGCAAACACUUGCGGUGGUUGGGGUCUCAGGAUCAGGGAAAAGCACCAUUAUUUCUUUGAUUGAGAGAUUCUAUGACCCUGUUUCUGGCCAAGUUCUGCUGGAUGGUCGAGAUCUGAAAUCAUUUAACCUUAGAUGGUUGCGUAGCCACAUGGGCCUGAUUCAGCAAGAUCCAGUUAUUUUCUCAACGACGAUAAGAGAAAACAUUAUUUACGCAAGGCACAUCGCAACAGAGGCUGAGAUAAAGGAAGCUGCAAGGAUAGCAAAUGCUCACCAUUUCAUCAGCAGCUUGCCACAUGGAUAUGACACCCAUGUGGGAAUGAGAGGGGUCGAUCUAACACCUGGGCAAAAGCAACGGAUUGCCAUUGCUAGGGUGGUUUUGAAGAAUGCACCUAUACUGUUGUUGGAUGAGGCCAGCUCUGCAAUCGAGUCUGAAUCAAGUAGAGUGGUACAAGAAGCUCUCGACACUCUGGUUAUGGGUAACAAGACAACGAUUCUCAUUGCGCACAGGGCAGCAAUGAUGAAGCAUGUGGAUAACAUUGUUGUCCUAAAUGGUGGUAGGAUAGUUGAGCAGGGCACACAUGACUCUCUGAUGGAUCAGAACGGUCUAUAUGUUAGGUUGAUGCAACCCCAUUUUGGCAAGGGCCUUCGCCAGCAUCGGCUAGUGUAAUUAUUAUUGAGCUUGUUAGGUGUAAAUUAUCCUAGGGCAUGAUCAGGUUUACUUCCGCUCUUGGUGCAGCCACUCAGGGCCCGUUUUGGCACAUGAAAAAUGCUGGGAAGUUGCCGCCUUGCUGGUGUUGUUCUGAGUAAGCGGAAUGCAGACCUGAUCUUGACAAAAAAAACCUAGCUUGGAGAUUCAGGUAAGUAACUGUUGGAACUGUAGGGCACAACUCAUUCUGGAAAUAGUUAGCAAGUUUGGAUGGCAUUGUAAUUGUUGUAAUAUGAGUUGAAACAUUCUUUCAGAGGCUCGUGCUUGUGAUCUCUCGCAUCUGUAAUGUUAGUGUUUUGAUCAUUUAAUGUGUGUAUAUUGUUCGAUUCUUGGUCGGUCCGAGUCUUGUAGCCGUGAUGAAAAGCUUUUUACAUGGAAAUUCUGAGCUUGGCGUUA